Gordionus sp. m RMFG-2023 is the source of this 5597-nucleotide messenger RNA. RefSeq lists its product as uncharacterized. Gene Ontology annotation, molecular function: cell adhesion molecule binding. The transcript has 21 exons. Gene Ontology annotation, cellular component: plasma membrane; cell-cell junction. The coding region runs from base 200 to 4930 and encodes 1576 amino acids. Lineage: Eukaryota; Metazoa; Nematomorpha; Gordioida; Chordodea; Parachordodidae. Gene Ontology annotation, biological process: cell-cell adhesion. The record is from RefSeq and is a predicted model, not a curated record.
CUUAUUUUUUUUUGGGAAUAUAUUUUCUAAAAACAAGCUUUCCCUUAAAUCCACCGUUCAUUUAGGCGAUGUGCAUUAUAAAAAAGGAAAACCAAAACUCAUUCUUAUCUAAAAGUUGACAAAGCAAAAUAUUCCAUAGCUAUUUCAAUUUAUAUUCAAAAUUAUCUUAUUACGAUACAAUUCACGGAAAAGUCAAUCGAUGAUCAUCUAUAAUUAUUUCGCGUAUAUUCUAUUCGGCUUCUUCACAAUUAAAGCUUUCCCGAUUUACGGAUCUGCAACCACGUUUAAUAGCACUAACCCGUAUAUCGAAUUCACUGAACAACCGCCUCGAAACAUAAAGGUAAAAUUAGACGAUAGCGUAACGUUCACGUGUAAAUUUUUGCUCAAAAAUCCCAACCUUUUACUCAGCGGACAUUACAAACUUAACAAUGAUUCAUGUAGCUGGGCUCUCGCCGAAAAUUCUUUCGACGUAAUAUCAUUAUCUGCGAGGGGUUACCGAACGCUUUCCGAUGAAAUUAGGCUCAAAGUUGACGUGGAAGAUUCCAAGAGGGAUCACAGCUGUCAAUACAUGAUCCCUAAAGUGUCGUCUGGUAUGAAUCAACAAUUCAGAUGUGUGGUAAAGCUGUUCGAUACCGGAAAUUUUGUUAAUGAUAAUAGACGCGAUCCCACCAUUUCCGAUAUAACCGUGGAGGGAGAUCUAUUCAAUUUAACCAUCUUGUCCGAACCAGAAUCUCCCAAUCUUUAUAUAGCCCCGAAUGAUGGAGUGAUCGAGGGUGAUACGCUCAAUAUAAAAUGCAUUAGCAAUUACGGCAAUCCCGCUCCACAAAUAGAGAUAUAUUCUAAUGACAAAAAAAUUGUAGAUGAUCAAGACAAUAAGUUGGUAUAUCAACCGCCUCUGUCUAUGAAUAAAACGAGUUCUCUAACUAUAACUAAAAAUGUCACACUGAAAGAUGAUAAAUCCUUCCUGUCUUGCUCAGUUAUUAAUGAUGCCAUAGAUCGUCAUUUAUGGUCCAAUAGCUCUCGUCCUCUGGACGUCAAAUUCCCCCCGAAAUUAUUUCUCAUUCCGCCCACCGACACAUACUCCUCCAGAAUUGGGUUUCCCGUUAGAAUUACAUGCGUUACAAUAGCAAAACCUAGAGCUUACGAUUUGAGAUGGUCAAUUCAUAAUUCCUCGACCCCGCUUUCUGCUGGCCAAGAGAUCCAUAAAAGUUUGGGCCGGUCCCCUACGGAAGACGAACUUGCUAGUGAAGAAUUUGAGGCGAUUAAAAAUUCGGUACUCGAUUUGUUCCACGGAUCGGAUCGUAAAAUGACAACGACCAAUACAUUGGGAAAUCAUGAAAUUGGGGAAUGGAUCAAAGUCUUGGAUGUCAAAUUGAAUGGAAUGCGAAAAACGGACUCGGGGAAAGUAUUGACUUGUUCCGCUUCUAAUGGCCUGUCAAUCGGGCCUAGGUUUAACCGUAGGGAGGAUAUAGAUAUUACUAUGCAAAAUACGAGCGUGAAGAUAAAUGUUAUAUACGAUCCUGUUGUUUCGAGUAAGCCAAUAGUCAAGAUUAACGAAGGGGACGAUUUGAAUCUUACCUGUCACAUAGAUGCCAAUCCCGAACCUUUUAGAAUUAAUUGGAGGAAGCAAGAACGCGAAAUAUCCCUCGAUUAUUUGAGUAACAAUAAAACGUUAUACGUUCCCAAAGUCAGCAGAUAUUUUAACGGUUCUUAUAUAUGUAGAGCGGAAAAUAAACUCAGGAUAACCGGGGGUACGACCAUAUUGGGAGCUGGAGAAUCCGUAUCGGAAAUCCAUGUUUUAUACGCACCGGGUAUGCCAACAAUCAGCAUUGCCGCUAAUAAUCAAAAUAAAAGGACGGAGAUGGGCCAAAUUAUAACGAUAAUCGAAGGGAAAUCUUUCCAGCUAUCUUGCGGCAUAGAAAACGCGAGCGAUAUUGGCAACCCGAAGCCUUCUUUCAAAUGGUCAAAGUCUAUUUUCACCGAUUCCGGCAAUAUCGUUAACGCCCAUUUAAAUUGGGCCAAAAGCUCCAAUAGUGAUCCCUACCUAAAUAAAGUUAAAGAGGUUCAGUUAGCCGUGGCGCCUACCUAUAAAAUAAACGGGGCAGGCAUUCAAGAUACGGGCAUAUACUAUUGCGCGGCUUACAAUGGGAGAGGGGAGAGCGAAAAAACUAUCGUCAAGGUCUACGUCAGAGCCUUGCCAAAAUUAGUACCAGAAAGAUAUCAUUCCGAUGCUACAAAUAUAAUGACGGUUAAUGUGACCCAAACAUUUUUUAAAUUGGAAUGCAGUUUUACAGGCAGACCUGCUCCCCAAAUUGUAUGGUUCCGUAACGGAAAACCUAUAAAUCGACAGGGCACUCAGAAGGAAAAAAACACGUUUGAAUCAUCUCCUAAUAUCUUCCGUUACAAAUUAACCCACGUUAGUAGCUUGAGUUCGGUGGGAUAUAAUCAACAUUUAAAUCGGUAUGAAGAAUUUGAUAACGAUGAUGAUAUCAAUAAAAGAUUUUUCAUCAACGAGUCUACAUCAGCCUAUUUUAGUCAAUACCUAUCCAAAGUUACAAGUUUUUUGCAUUGGAAAACCCCCAUAGCACCGACUGACAAAGGCGUUUAUACUUGCGUAGCUACCAAUGACGGAGAUCUAAACGCGGCGUCACUAAAUGAUGGUCACGGACUUUUAUUUGAUACUGUUUUAUUAUUUAACGUUACUACUGCCGAAACAGCAAGAAAUAAUUUUACCUUGAGAGUACUCCACCCUCCAGAAAUUAUCAAAAGUUUUACUCCAGAUAAAGUAGCUUGCGAUGUUAAUUCGAAUAGAGCAGGCAGAUUUUAUAGCAAUUCUGAUGAUAGAUUGGAAGACGAAAUAGCAACUGUAUCCCUCAAAUGUUUAGUCGCUUCGGAUCCCAGGCCAGAAUUCAAUUGGAGAUUCGAUAAUCAUAUGCUCCCAAAGAACAAUCCUACAAACAUGGAAUCAAAAUAUAACAUAUAUUCUAACGAAAUUAUCAAUCGAGAUCGUGACAUGAUUUACCAAUCUACUUUGAAAAUUAAUGACCUCAAUGCUGGUGACCUAGGAAUGUACACUUGCAUAAUUAAUAAUGUCAUGGGAUUCAGCGAGCACCACAUCAGUCUGCAAUCCAAAAGCAAGCCCGAUCCUCCCACUGACCUAAGAUCCGACUUAAUAACCCACGAGUCGGCGAGUAUUCUGUGCAGCACUGGAUUCGACGGAGGUUAUCUUCAAAAAAUCAAUUUGUAUUAUUGCAAGGUUUCGAAUUUAACUUACACCUCGGAUUACGACGCUAAAGACGGGGAGGAAAAUAGUAUCGAAGGCGGAAAUAAAUAUCUUGGAGCUGAUCAAAACGUCAAUAAUGAUGUUUACGAUAGACAAACUAGAGAUAUUUCCAAAGGGCGCUUCGAAAUAAUAGAUGAUAUCUCCAAGUUUGGAGUGGACGUGGACUCUUUGUUCGCUAGAAACGGUAUCAAAAAAAUAUCCUUACAAGUUACCCCUCUCGGCUAUAAUCUUUACAAUUCGUCGAUGAAUCACGUCGACAUGAAUCAUCAGAAGCAAACGGCUUACUCAAAUAUGGUGAAGUUCGAUCUUGAAAAUCUAAAUUCCAAUACUAAAUAUAUACUAUGGGUGGAUAGCGAAAAUGUCUUAGGAACCAGUCAACCUGCGAUAAAUAGUUACAUGGCAAUUGAAACUGGAUUCAGAUUAUAUGAUAAGAAAGAAAUACCGAUCCCUAAAUCAAUAGUUUAUCAAGAAUAUAAUGGUACGAUAACCUUCUUAACUUCUAUAACUGAUGGCCUAUGCGCAAAAAUUACUGAACACAGUCAAAAUUAUGACGUGUUAUUUGAUUGCGUAGGAUUGCCUCAUGCCUCAGACAAAAAUCAAGACACUUUCGUGACUUUGAUCCUCAAAAAUAUCCGUAACCGUCACACUAAUAAGAACUACGUAGACGAUGCAAACAUUGGUAACAAUAUCAUGGAUGAUACAUACAAUCAGAGUCAUUACGUUAAAGAGGGAUUGUAUGUGAAGCUAUGCGCAGUUUACGAUAAUAUCAAUGUGUGUGGGAAGCAGGAAAAAGCGGAAAUCAUAAGCGAUCCAAAACCAUCCAAAUACUCUCCUAAAAAUUCAUUACCACAAUCGUCGAUCGUGAUGAUAGCGAUAUCUAUUCCUGUCCUAAUAAUAUUGGUACUUAUAACAGCGUUUAUCGUGUUUUGCCUUAAGAAAAACAAGGAUAAAAUGCUAAAGGAAUACGAAAUGAAGCGAUCCAUGCAAAACAACAUGAAAAACAAUAAAAAUAACAUUAACAACGAUCAUUUUGCGUAUGACAAUUAUAACCGAACCCUUCAAAAGAUGAAUUCGAAUGCGCUCGAUACUAACAAACAAUACGCAAACGGAAAUUUGAAUUACCAAAAUGUCCACGAUGAUAGGAAAUAUUCUGGAUUCGUCAAUAAAGGAAUGGAUCUGGUUGAUGAACCAUACACUCACUAUAAUGAUCUUAACUUCGAUCAAUCAACCCCCAAAGGGAAUAACACGCUUAAGAACCAUAAAAAUACUCAAAACUAUCAUCAAUCUGAUAAUAACGACACUCUCGCUAGAAAUGAUGGAAAUGGCUAUAAUGUUCAUGAUGAUAAUCAGAGCUCAAACACGAAUAACGGCAAGAAAAUAUUUCAGCAAAGAUUCAGGACUCCGGAAGAUCUUCUCUUAGCGGCCAGUUUGGAAGAAAAUGAGGAUGAUUUUGACGAGUAUAAUCCCAACUUUGAAAAUCCUAAUUUAAAUUUAGGUGGCAAUAAUAAUUCCUCACACACCAAUUUGGGAAUUAAUAACGAUUAUUCUCGAAACGGCAAUAGUAGCAUAUACGACGAUAACAAUUUACACAGCGCCAAUAUUAGCGAAACCAGUUCUCAAAGGAUAAUGCAUGAAGUUAUAGUUUAACAGAGCCAAAAAUAAGAAAGAUCCCCAUUCGAUAAAAAAGAUUUUUGCUCGUGAGAUAAUAGAAAUCAGCAACUUCUAACACAAUCUUUUAACUGUAUAUAUUAUAGAUAUAUUUUUUAAAAUAACGAUAUUUCGCAGAAAAAAAUUACAAUAAAUUUUUAUAUUUUGUUUACUUUAUAAUAUAUAUUAUAUUACUUUUUUUUUACAGAAAUUAGAAUCGCUUUAAAAUAGUAUAUACUUACAAAAAAAAAUCUCCUCUUCAUGUAAUAUCUUAUAUAAGAUUUAUAAUUUAAUAUAACUUUUCUCUGAAUUUACCAAAUCAAAACCGCAUUUUAGAAUUUAUAUGAGUUAUUACAUAAAUAUUAUUAAAAAAUUAUAUUUUAUUUAUAAUAUUAAACUAAGGAAGAUAAUGAUGAAAUGAUGAGUCCAAUAUAUAUUUUUUUAUAUACAUUUUUUUUAAAAAUAAAAGUUUUUUAAAGUUUAAAAUAUAAACUCCCUUCUCAUAUAAUUCCGUCCAAACAAAAAAAAAUUUAUUAGCUGUUACGUGAAUAAAUUAGAUAUGUUUUUUUAAAUGGUUUAAUUUGGCAUUAACUUAUACGAAUUUGAUACGCAGCAGCCCAUUCAUUUUAGAAUUAUACUAUGUAAUAGAUUUUCCUUAAUUAAACAA